CAACUGGGCGAUGCACCUCCAGGAAAACCUCCGCCUUAUUGUCUGAGGACGACUUCAAACUUACAUCACUCAACCCUGAGUGACAGUUUGCUUUCCUUUGAGUCGUUUUUCUUCUUCUUCUUCUUCCUCCACUUUGUGACAGUGUAAUUUUGACAGAAACUAUUUCUUUGACAAGGUUUUUGGUUACCUACCUGAAAACUGACCACUUCAUUCACUGCAGACAUUAAUUCUAAAUUUUUUUUAUUUGAUUUUAUUUUUUCCAUAUCUUUAAAGAGAACCGGUUUGCAACUGGUUGCUCGCUGGGAAAUGUUACAAGGAGAGCCACACAAACUGGCUUGAUUUAAAUUUUUCAUUUUAAAUUUUUGUUCUCGAAGACAAGACGUCGACGGCGUCUCCUGACAAACUACAGAGGCAACAGAGGCGCUCCUGAAAGGGAACCAGACUUCAGCAGCCAUGCUUUCCCUGGACGAGCCGCUGGACCUGAAGCUUCACUCUGGACGGCCGGGCGGUCCUGUGAAGUUUGGGAAGAGGUCCUGCCCCUCAUCGAUGUGCGCUCCCAUCCACGCCUCGCGGCCACGCCUGCAGUGCACCACCUUCCCGUCGCCCCCUUCCUCACCAGAUUCCCAGUCUUGUCAGGAGCGACCCGGCUGCUGCUUCACCCCUCCAGCCAUGGACCUCAGCAUGUCCCCGUCUUCUCAGCGGGCCCUCUCCCUGUCUCCGUCUCCGUCGUCCCCCUCGUCCCCAUGCCCUCCCUCGCCCCUGGAGUCCCCUCGCAGCAGCAGCAGCAGCAGCAGUCCGCAGCCUCACCUCUUCUCUCGGGAAGCGUCUUGGCAUCACGGUGUUGAAGGCGGAGCCUCCCAGCCCGGAUUUCCAUUCUAUUUCCCCAUGAGGAGCCUGCAGAGGGGCUACAGCUUCUCCUCCUCUGUGUUUGUCGGCCAGCACAGAGAGAAAGCCGUUUCCCCCGAGCCCUCACAGGAUGGUCAGCUGGCCUGUCGGUGGAAGAAGUGUCACCUGCUUUUCGACUCACUCCAGGAGCUGGUAGAUCACAUUAACGACUUCCACGUCAAGCCUGAGAAAGACUCUGGGUACUGCUGCCAGUGGGAAGGCUGCGCUCGCAACGGGAGAGGCUUCAACGCCAGGUACAAAAUGCUGAUUCACAUCCGCACCCACACCAACGAGAAGCCGCACCACUGUCCCACCUGCAACAAGAGCUUCUCACGUCUGGAGAACCUGAAGAUUCAUACCCGCUCCCACACAGGCGAGAAGCCCUACAUUUGUCCAUACGAAGGCUGCAACAAACGCUACUCCAACUCGAGCGACCGCUUCAAGCACACACGCACCCAUUACGUGGACAAGCCUUACUGCUGCAAGAUGGCGGGCUGUUUGAAACGCUACACGGAUCCCAGCUCACUGCGGAAGCACAUCAAGGCUCACGGCCACUUUGUCGCCCAGGAGUCGGGUCCUGCUCCCAGGCUGCGGACUGGAAUGGGGCUGGGGUUCUCUGGGCACCAAAACUCCGCCGAGCUGUCCUCUGCAGGCGGGCGCCACGUCAUCCUUCCAGGAGCGGCAGCGGCUCUUCUCGGCGGCCUUGGGACGUCCUUACCCCUCUCUGCUCUCUGCCACACCAGGGGCUUGGAUCACCACGGAGCACCCAUCUUCUCCAUGAGUGGAGGCGGCCGCUGUGGGAUCAGUCCACUCGGCCUUUCCGAUUCUGCGCUGUUGCACCUCCGGCUCUCUGCCGCGUCUAUGCUGGGGCUGGGAGCUCUGGGAGGUCUGGGUCAGAUGACAGGAAAGAAGUUAGAGGGAGACAAUGAAAACGAGGGGAAAAAGGAGGGCGAGGCUCUUAACCUGUCUGUCGGAGUGGGACCCAGACCAGGGGAUUCUUUGUCUUGGGUGAUUGUUCCCUCAAACACGUUUUUUCUAAAGCCCACAGCUGUUAGUUAAGCUGUGAGAGCCACCAUGAACACUGCAGCUUUGGAGGAGCAUUGUGGAGAAUUUCAUCAGAUUUUAAAGGAACCAAACGACAUGUGGCAUGGCUUGAUUGCACCGUUAGAUCAUCUGUUUGUUUUGGUUGAACUUACUCAUAGGCGGUACAGUGCAAACAUUUCAGACAUGUCUGGACAAGAAUGUUUUCAAAAAUAAAAGCGGGAGUUGUCUUUGAGUUUCAAAGCAGCAUCAAUUCCCAAAAGUACACUUGCACAUGGCUUUUAAAGGGGCAGUAUUAUAUGUUUUUCAUGCAAAUAAUGCCAUUUUAUAACACAAUCAAGUAACUGUAUAAACUUCAGUUAUUACAAAUAUCAAUUAUGACUUGAAAGAAAUUGGACUUUGUAAUUUCUCACCUUGAAAUUGGAUCUCUGCUUAUAAAAAAACAAUUCUGUAUAUAUCUUGAAAACAUUCUAAUUAGAUUUUUUUUCUGAACCUGUCUAUAAUAUUUGCACAGAACCGCUUAUCCCUUCCCUUUACUUGAUUUUCUUAUGAUUUACAGUCUUUCCAGUUGACUUUUGCCUGACAAAUCGUCUGCGUCUUUGCACUUACGAAACUGUGGCAUAACACUUGCAAUAUGGUUACAGUACGAAAUUUAUCUAUCUGGGAGUAAAAUCAAAAACACACUGCGUGAUGAAAAUGUACUUUUGCAGCAUCGGUUACUUCAGUUAAUUGAUUAUUUUGUCGUUGGAAUUGAGCGGAUUUGAAUUGCAGUAACAUGCAGACCACUCAGAGCAUCUGAACAAAAGACACGCCCACUUUUGUUUUGUUGAAAACCAGUGCAGUGACACCUUUACAACUUUUGUAAAUCGAAAUUUUCCAUGUGCUACAGAACACCUGUACCGUGAUAACAAGGUGUCUUUGGUUUCUGUGUCGAACAAAAGCAGCUGUGUGUGAAAAGCUCACCUCAGGAGCUAAUCUGGGAACUAAUUAGCCCUCUGGACGAGUCCCGACGGGUCUAAUUAAAUAUAUAACUUAUAUAUAACUAGAUGCUCGACCGACCUAUCAGUACUCCUACUGUGGAUCUCACCUGCAUCGUCGCUUAGUUUCUCUUACAGCUCUGAAUCGAAUUGGCACAUUUUCAUGACGACAGUGCAUGAUGGCGAGUCAGAAACGCAUCAUCAUACAGACGACAUUGUGAUGUUUUUUUUCCUUUUCUUUUCUUUUUCAGAUCACAAUAGGAAAAAUAAAAUAAUUUGACGCAACUGAAUGUAGGGUUACGGUUAACUCCUGUAUUUGGGGAUAGCUUUUUGUUUGUUUGUUUGUUUGUUUGUUUUUAACGGUAGCUUAUUUGUCGCUGCAUUCAAAGACAACGAUCUUGGCAGGAUCAGCCCAGCAUCUUUUCAACGACAGACUGAUCAUCGAGAAAGACAAAGGUGUGUGUGAGCGAAUGCACAUCUGCUUCAAGUGACUGUUAACAUGAAGAACAGCAGAUUCUGAGAUACUGAACGACAUCUUGAAUAUUCUCAGAGUGUAACAAAAAAAAAAAGAAGAAGAAAACAUCCACAACCACAUUAAAACCCAUCUGCAUGUUAGGAAUUUUGAUGUUUUUCUUAAACCAGCACACACUGCCAGUGUGCCCAAUGUUGUACUGCUAAUAUUAUCGCAAUUAUUUACUUGUCUGUUGCUGUGUGAAAUAGGUACAUUUUAUUAUUGUUUUCCUUUUUUGUUGUUGUUGUUCAAAUGUAGGGAAUAAUUUGAGGCACCAGUUACGAUUUAUGCAUUGCCAAAGAUGCUAAAAGGAUGAAAGAAACGUUUCUUUUUCUUAAAAAGCAUUAAAAUAAUAGAACAGUUCGACAAUGGCCACGGGCGGCCAGUACCUGCGCUCAUUUAUCCUGUUUGCACAUGAUUUUACGGUAAUCAGUAUAUCAAACGUUUUCCAAGUGCCUUGUGUUCCAUCUGAAUUAUAUAAACCUUUUUUUUUUUUAAUCUGACAGCAGAUGUUAUCAAGACAUCAGGGCCCUUUGCAACACUUUUCAUCGACAACAAAUGUUUUGAUGAUCUGUCAAUAAAAAGAUGGAAAGAAAA
Molecule: messenger RNA, 4011 nt
Organism: Poeciliopsis prolifica (blackstripe livebearer)
Lineage: Eukaryota; Metazoa; Chordata; Actinopteri; Cyprinodontiformes; Poeciliidae
Product: zinc finger protein GLIS2-like
Exons: 7
Coding region: 454-1944 (496 amino acids)
Biological process (GO): smoothened signaling pathway; regulation of transcription by RNA polymerase II
Cellular component (GO): nucleus
Molecular function (GO): RNA polymerase II cis-regulatory region sequence-specific DNA binding; DNA-binding transcription factor activity, RNA polymerase II-specific
Source: RefSeq, a predicted model, not a curated record